This is a messenger RNA of Conger conger (European conger), 5920 nucleotides long. It is a transcript of the gene ripor1, whose product is annotated as RHO family interacting cell polarization regulator 1. The record is from RefSeq and is a predicted model, not a curated record. Lineage: Eukaryota; Metazoa; Chordata; Actinopteri; Anguilliformes; Congridae. The transcript has 22 exons. Bases 565 to 3966 code for a protein of 1133 amino acids.
GGUCGGCAUUAGAACUGCUGCUCCAACUCAACUGUGUGUGCGCGCACAGACAGACACACAAACACACACUCUCACGAUCAACAGGAGCACUGACUACAGUGCAGCACGAGGCAGAAGCAGUCUGCAACCAGCGCGUGGUUUCUGCUGCAAAAUAAAUCUUGUCUUAGAAACCGUUCUCAGUUCAGUAUUUUGAUUCUUGACGUUGCAAGUUGUUGCGUUUCCUUUUUCAAAGAAGCGGUCCGCAAGACAACACGGAUGGAUGUGGUGAUCGCAGUUUUAUCGUUCUACCCACACCCCUCCUGAUAGAGAAAGGCAGGUCCCAGUCUUCGGCUCCGCUGAUAGCACUGGGGAAAGUGACACUCGGAGAAGCUGGAAGACAAAUCGGGAAGAGGAUAUCGCACGGAGUGACUGUGGAUAUUUUGCUACUGUAAAGACUUUCGUCUCUUUUUUUAUUACUUUGAAAUUAACGACUGUACGACAGAGUCGAAGACCUGGCUUUGGAAUUGGAUCGGGUGAUACCUAACCAAGCGGCAGACAUGGAGUCCCUCCCGAGCUGUUUCCACCAUGUCCCUCUCCGUGCGCCCAUCCCGGCGAAUCCUCUCCAGGUCCAUCACUAGGAGCCAGUCCUUCGCCGGAGUCAACUCCCACGACAAGCCCUACAGGAACCUGUCGGUGUUCAGCACCCCGGGCUGCACGAGGAAGACCCCGUCACGAGCGAGCAGGAUGUUCACCCUCUCCACCAAAUCUCCGCCCCCGAAGGUGCCCCAGCCGGAGCGGCUGGACGAGGUGUACGAGGCGCUGAAGAGAGGCCUGCAGGCUUACCUGCAGGUCCACCAGCUGGAGCUAGACAGCCUCAGCCGGCAGAUGAGAGAGUCCAAGAGGAACUCCAGACUGGGCUUUCUGUACGAACUCGACAAGCAAGUAAAAGUUAUCGAGAGAUUUAUGCGACGGCUGGAGUUCCACCUCAGCAAGAUCGAUGAGCUGUACGAGGCGUACUGCAUGCAGCGCAGACUGCGGGACGGAGCCAAUAAGAUGGUGAAGGCGUACACCGCCUCCCCCGGGAGCCGCGAGGCUCGGGAGAGCCUAUCAGAGGCCAACAAGGGCUACAAGGAGUACACCGAGAACAUGUGCAUGCUGGAGAGUGAGCUGGAGAAUCAGCUGGGAGAGUUUCACAUCAAGAUGAAAGGUCUGGCAGGCUUCGCCCGGCUCUGCGCGGGAGACCAGUAUGAGAUCUUCAUGAAGUACGGCCGGCAGCGCUGGAAGCUGAGGGGGCGGAUCGAGAUCAACGGCAAGCAGGUGUGGGACAGCGAGGACAUGGUCUUCCUGCCGCUCAUCACCGAGUUCCUGUCAAUCAAGGUUACAGAGCUGAAGAGCCUGGCCAAUCACGUGGUGGUGGGGAACGUGUCGUGCGAGACGAAGGACCUGUUCGCCGCUCUUCCCCAGACGGUGGCGGUCGACAUCAACGACCUGGGGACCAUUAAGCUGAGCCUGGAGGUGACGUGGAAUCCCUUCGACAAGGAUGACCCAGGUUCAUCUGCUGCAAGCACGGUCAACAAAGCCCCCUCGGUCAACAAGCGGUUCUCCACCUACAACCAGAGCCCGCCGGACACGCCAUCGCUACGGGAACAGGCCUUCUAUAACAUGCUGCGGAGACAGGAUGACAUGGAGAACGGGACGGCCUGGUCCAACUCCUCCGAAUCCUCCGACGAUUCCUCCAGCCCCCAGCUGUCCGUGGGCCUCCGCCACUCCCACAAGACCCUGGUCCAGCCGGAGGUGCAGACGGUGGCCCCCGCCAUCGAGAUCUCCUUCGCCCCCCGCGAGUCCGCCACCUCCACCCCGACCCGCGCGGCCGGCCGGGGCAAGGAGGAGGAAGAGGAGCGGGCGGAGGAGGAGGAGCUCAAGGUCGGCGAGGCCACGGGAGAGGAGGAUUCUGGGAAGAAGCCGCAGCCGGUGCCCAACGGCCACGCCCGCUACUCGCGCUCCCUCAGCCACAUCAGUGAGCACAGCGUGGACGGCGCCAUGGCGGGGGAGCGGCCGGCCGGCGAAUUCGCAGAGCCCUCCGAGGGCGGGUCCGAGGCCUCGGCCGUCUCCGCCGCCAACGUCGUCAUGGAAAUGCCUGCGUCUCCCGCGGUGACGGUGGAGGCUCUCCCUGCUCCUUCAGAGGCCCAGGACCCAAACGCCCUGCUGCUCCUGCCCCCUGUGGACUACCAAACCCCCUCUGAGCCCCUUCCCAGCUCGAGGGAGAGACACCCCACUAUUUCUGAGAUGGAGGAGGAGGAGCAGGAAACUAGGCCCGAAGCCAGGGACUCGGCUGAAUCUGAGGCCCCACGGCCAGAGAGCCUGGAUGGGGCUUCGUCUGACUCAGGGACUGGGGCAGAUGUGGCGGUGGAGCCGGAGGAGCCCUGCUCGCCUCCCUGCGCCAGCGCGCCCAGGACUGAAGCGGAGGCUCAGGGGGACCCUCCGGCGAUAACGGCACAGCCACUGACAUCCGCGAAGGGGACGGAGGACGUGCCAGAGGCGCUGCCUCCCCAGGCUGCUCCAGAGGAGGCCGAGAAGCCUGGGGCCGUAGUAGCGGCUCUGCCCGGGGACAGUGUGGGGCAGCCGCCCGCGGACGGCGAGGUGGAGGAGGCGUUGAAUGCGGUCGUCUCCUCCCUGGAUGACUACAGGGGGCAGUUUCCCGAGCUGCAGGUCCUAGAACAGGAGCUGCAACUGCUGGAGGAGGCGUUAACGGGCCGCAGUCGAAGUCGCUCCUCAAGUGUGAGCCUGACAGUAGAGACUGCUCUUGGGAGUUUUGACUUCCUGAAUACCUCUGACUUGGAUGACGAGGAAGAUGAGGAAGAGGAAGAUGGGGGGAAAAAGAAUGCCACAGACAGUGAGAGCCCCAGCGCCCCCUGCAGGCCAGCGGAGGAGAGUGCGGGGGAGGACGAGGGGUGUGAGGAGCGCUGCUGGGGGUCCCCCUCCGGGCCCAUGACCACCCGCUGCCCCACCCUGGACGAGACCCUGCUGGUCCACCUGAGGAACUGCAGCACCCAGCUACUGAAACUGGGCACGUUCGGGCCGCUGCGCUGCGGGGAGAUGUAUGCCUUGGACCGCCUCCUCAGGGAGGCCCGCGUUCUGGAGCUCAUCCGCCAGCUCACCGAGGACUCGCCCGCCCGCAUCACCGAGCCCAGCAAGGUGGUGCCACAGCUAGAGCAGUGCCAGGGUGCCCCGUCGCUAUGGAGACUGUGCACAGAAGGCGCCAACGUCUACAGCGCGUCCACAGAGGUGUUCUUGCGGGUGCUGGGCACGGCCUACGCUAGCCGGCUGCCCGAACACGGCGCCAGCCUGGCAGACACAGUGUUCCUAAGCCUGACAGAGCGAAUCCUGGAGCACAGGCUGCCCCGGCGGGGGGGAGGGGCAGGCAGGGAGACCCUCACCAUCUUCCAGUUCUGGAGCUACUUGGAGGCUGAGGGAGUGAGCAUACUGGACACACACAUCACCGAGCUGGCAGAGGAAGUGUGGCUGGUGCAGACCCUGCAGUCCGGGGACCAGGACACUCUGCUGAAGACCCUGAAGAAGCCCCCGGAGUCCAGCCUGAAAAGGGAGGGCCUGCGGGCCAUUAGCCUGCUGCUGACGGACCCCCGGGCCAAGGUGUGCACGGCCGCCAGCUCCCUGCUCCGAGCCCUCGCUGACCAGCCACGCCACCGCGAGAGGGCCCUGGUGAGCUGUCUGGAGCUGCUGGAGGAUGAGAGCGUUGGCACGCGAGUGUCCGGGUGCAAAGCCCUGGCGUGUCUGAAGGCCAAAGAGAGUAUUGAGCAGCUGGUGUAUCUGUGUCGAACGGACAAAGAGGACGUGCGAGACGCAGCCAAACAGGCCCUGCUGGCACUGGGCGAGGAGGGAAGGCUGGCCUAUCGGCACGUAGAGGAGGCGAAGGAUGGUGUGCCCCGUCUUUUCGCCCCGGGCAGCAUGGCCAGCACCGCCUUCUGAGACCACAACCAGCCACCGUUUCCAUGGAAACCACUAUAUCCACGCCAACACGGACCGGCACAGCCACCACAACUAGACCUGCCGCUCACUCACACACAUGUUCAUGCACGCACACAUUCUGCUCAGAGUGAGCGGAGUUAGGCAUACACAACCAAGAAAAAUGGGAUUACACGGCCACACAUAGACACACAGCCAGAGUGAGUGUUGUUACAUGUGCAUAGCCAAGAAGUAUGGGAAUAAGGAACUGACACAUACAUGUGUACACACACAUGCGCACACACACAGUGGGAGUCCAGUUAUCACACACACACUCAGAAAGGGUGAGAUUAUGGAAUGACUCAUACACGUGUGCACACACACAGACACACACAGUGGGAGUCCAGUUAUCACACCAGUUAUGGAAUGACACAUACAUGUGUGCACAUGCACACACGCACAUACACACACACACACACACUCAGAAAGGGUGGGAUUAUGGACUGAGAGACACACAUAGCCAGUGAGUGCCGUUACACAUGCACAGCUGAGAAGUUUGGGACACCGAGACACACACACACGCGCAAAAUUGAGUGUGGCGGCAGUUUCCUUAAUAGGGACAUGAACUUGUUUCAUAAUAUCAGUGAAGAAGAUGAAUAUACGUAAAUGUCUAUCUAUAUAUAAGUAAUAAUACUGAAUAUUUCUGUAGAGCUGUGACACUGUGGAGAAAAAGACAGAGUUUUUACUGCCUUAUGUAGUGGCCUGGCGGCUGUUGCCUUUUCGAGUCCCGCAGAAACAGUGAUGUAUGGGCCUGACAUUGAGCUGUGCGCGUAAGCACUGAUUGGAUGAGAGGAGCGGAAGACCAGAAGAAUGGCUGGACUGAAAGAGGCAUAUGUGGGAUGUGAGGGAAUUUAAGAGGGUAUGAAAUUCCGAUGUGGAAGAGAUGGUCCUGUUCACUUUUUCUUUUUUCUUUUUUUGGUUUGAACUGUGAGCACCUAGUGAGUUUUUGGGUGGAGUCGGUUGGCUUCUGGGUGCGCAGUGCUUGUGUAUGUGGCUGGGGGGAGGGGAAGGAGAUUUGGGGACGGGUUUCGGGAGGAAGUGGAGGAGUUUUUCUGGAAGAAUCCUUUCGUUUUACAAGGACCUUGUUUCAACACUCUGGGGAUUUUGAUCAUAAAACGUGUUCAUAAUAUCACAGUGCCAUCAUUCCAUAUUAUUAUUAUGUUUGCUUUAUAAAAACGUAUCUAUAUUCCACUGGAGGUGUAGACAUUUUCUUAUCGUGCUGUAAUUCAGUUCGUUAUGUUUAAAUCAUUAAAGCACAGACCUAUAUGUGGUGCUUAACACAUCAAUCACCCACAUUGCACUUCCUGAGGCUUAUGCCACAAGCAAUUUAACUGAAGAUUAUCAUUUCUGCUGUAAAGAGUGGGGGGAGGGUUUUUUUAAUUAUUAUUAUUAUUACUGUGGGAAUCUGUAAACUGUGGCAGACGCCAUCUUUUAGGGAAGGGGAAAAUGGAUUGUCCCCAUGGAAUACCACAGGAUUGGCGUUGGUCAAUAUGCAGUGUGACAUCAGAUUGCCCAGGUUCUGGUGCAUUCUAAGAGUGCUGGUUGCAGGAAGACAGUGGUUCUAGAACUGAACCUGGAAUUCACUGAACACAUUCUUAAAUCAAUUCUUCAGUUUUGUUCUGUUGGACAUGGAAAGCUUGGGCAGUGGAUGCCUCUUCAAUAUUUAAGUGCCUCAAGUUACAGUGGAGAGUGUUUUAAGAAAUGAAUAAAUGAAAUAGACAUUUGUAUUUAAGAGUUGCAGAGAAACUGCAGCAAAGAUUUAAGUAUAUUGUUUUAUUUUCCAUAUGACUUACAGAUUGUGCAGCAUAAGAUACAAAUGAUUUACUAUUGAGUUUUUUUCUACAUAAUGUAUAUUGUCUGACAGGAAUCUUGCCUGACAUAAAAUGUAAACAAAAUUAUAAAGAUAUGUUGGAAACAA